UCUUUUAUGUAUGAGUUAUAAUAUUUCAGGGGUUUUCAAUUAUAAUAUUUCAGAUUUUUCUUGUACAGUGACUAAUUUUGAUCAUUCAUAAUUUGAUGACUUUCAUAAAGUCCAUUGCUUAGCCCCUUUCAGGGUCUUUAUGGAGGUCUGUACAAUGAGGAUUCCUGAAGCAUAAACUUUGUAAUCCUCAGAUCAAUCUGGUUUUGAUCAUAUUAUAAUUAUCUAUUUAUUUGUUUGUUUCUGCACAGGUUCAGCGCUUAUUAGCCUCACUUUUAACUGUCAUUUGAGACUAUGAUGAAAUAUACGGGCACUCUUCUCAGCAAAAAAAAAAAAAAAGGCACAAAAUAUGUAAAAUAUUGAAUACAAUAUUAUAGACCUCCUGAAGCUUAUUUUUACUCUUGCCACAAGUUUCUGCACUAAACUGAUCAUUUAGUUAACGUACUGUAUUUUGAUUUUCUUUCUCUAAUAUCUAGCACAAUGUCCUGCACUUUGUAUGCUCCAAACACAUAAAGACUUGUUUAAUAAAUAGAGAAAGAAUCAAUGACUAUUGCCAGCCAGAUUGUAUGACAGGUGCAGAAAUUCCCCACUUUCAAAAACUGUUGGUAAAUAUAAUGAGCAAAUAUUGGGACUUUUCCCAGCCAAUCCUAAAAUACCAGACUCUCCAAUGGUUUUUCCUUAGUGACAAGAGUUUCUUUUCCCAAGACCUCUAACCUGCGGAGAUUCUCAUUUUCUCUUCUGAAAGCAUUUCCUUUCAUCUUUGGUACUCUCCUGUCAGUAACUGGGGAGAAAAACAUUACGCUCUCCAUACCCUUAAAUGAUGUCAGUGUUUUAUAAAUAUUUUUCUUUUCUAAAAAAUUAUAAUACUAUAUGAAUACAUUUUAGUAGCAUUCAUUUUUAAUCCAAGAUACUUCACCACCUCUCCUCUUUUUUUCUAUUUUUCAUUGUACACAGAGCUAUACAAGUCAUUAUAGAAGAUACUAAAAUAAAUGAAAAUCAUAAACUCUGCAGUCAAGAAUCUUGCAGUCUAAUAAAGUUAUGAGCAAAGAUAAAUACAAUGAGAAGAUAGAAAAUAACUUAGAGAUAAAGAAACUAUAGUACAUCAUAAGACUGACACAACUCAACACAGAAGUGUGAUUAUUUUUGAUGUCUCCAGUUUUGACAGUCAAAGGAGACACUAUCAAUAGCUAUUACAAAAGCAACAGGCAUUCACCAAUAUUGUAUUGGACAAAUUGAGAUAUAGAGCCACCCUACUCUUAAGCUUUUUUACUUUGGCUUUUACUUUUUAUGAUGGACAUUUUCAUACUGCCUGUAAAGACUGAGGUCACCAUUUAAGUCCCCAUCUUCUAACUUUAACAGUUUCACCACUUGGCCAAUGUUGUCUUAUCUAUGAUCCCAGCUCCCCACCCCCAUCUACUAAAAGCAAAUCUAAAGCAUUUUCUUGAUUCAUCAACCAGGUUUUCACCACUCCAUUCUUUCUCUCACCUGAUUUCCUUUCUUAUCCCCGUUCCAACCUAUCUUUUUAUUUUUACUUCCAACACUGCAGUUCUCAUCUAACUUUGCCGGAACACAUAUCCAUAGGGUCAGCCCUGCAUCCUAAGUAGCUCAGAGGGAGGAGCCAGACCAGCGGUACCUCACACCUUGUCCUCUUCUGCUCUGGACAGAUGGCUCCAUAACAACAGCUUCAUAAUGUUAGUAGAUGGGACCCUGCUGCACAUCAGGGUCUCUCUUCUGCUGCUCUUGCUUGGGGUGUUUUUGUCCAUUUCUGGCUACUUUCAGGCUGGGCCCUCCCAGCAUCUCACUUCCCCAGAAGUGGUCAUCCCCUUGAAGGUGAUCAGCAGGGGCAGAGGUGCAAAGGCUCCUGGAUGGUUGUCCUAUAGCCUGCGGUUUGGGAGCCAGAGACACGUUGUUCAUAUGAGGGUCAAGAAGCUCUUGGUUUCUAGACACCUCCCAGUGUUCACCUACACAGAGCAGCGAGCCCUCCUGGAGGAUCAGCCCUUCAUCCCAGAUGACUGUUACUAUCAUGGUUUCGUGGAAGGGGCCCCUGAAUCCUUGGUUGUUUUCAGCGCUUGUUUUGGGGGCUUGCGAGGAGUAUUACAAAUAAAUGGUCUCACUUAUGAAAUUGAACCCAUCAAGCAUUCUGCCACAUUUGAACACCUGAUUUAUAAGAUAAACAGUAACGAGACACAAUUCCCAGCUAUGAGAUGUGGCUUAACAGAGAAGGAAGUAGCACGCCAACAGUUGGAAUCUGAAGAGGCUGAGAACUCAGCUCUGGGACCAAAUUCUGCUGGUGGCUGGUGGACCCAUGCAUGGUUUCUGGAGCUGGUUGUUGUGGUGAAUCAUGAUUUCUUCAUUUACUCUCAAAGCAACAUCUCAAAGGCGCAAGAGGAUGUAUUUCUUGUUGUCAACAUAGUGGAUUCCAUGUAUAAGCAAUUAGGUACUUACAUAAUUUUGAUUGGAAUUGAAAUUUGGAAUCAAGGAAAUGUUUUCCCAAUGACAAGCAUAGAACAGGUCCUGAACGAUUUCUCUCAAUGGAAACACAUCAGUCUUUCUCAGCUACAGCAUGAUGCUGCACAUAUGUUCAUAAAAAAUUCACUUAUAAGUAUACUUGGUCUAGCCUACAUUGCAGGAAUAUGUCGUCCACCUAUUGAUUGUGGAGUUGAUAAUUUUCAAGGAGAUACCUGGUCUCUUUUUGCCAACACUGUGGCCCAUGAGUUAGGUCAUACUUUGGGUAUGCGGCAUGAUGAAGAAUUCUGUUUUUGUGGGGAAAGAGGUUGCAUCAUGAGUACUUUCAGAGUGCCUGCAGAGAAAUUCACCAAUUGCAGUUAUGCUGAUUUUAUGAAGACCACUUUAAACCAGGGAUCAUGUCUGCAUGAUCCUCCCAGAUUCGGGGAAAUCUUUACGCUAAAGCGCUGCGGGAAUGGCGUGGUUGAAAGAGAAGAGCAGUGUGACUGUGGAUCUGUACAGCAAUGUGAACAAGAUGCCUGUUGUCUGUUGAACUGCACUCUGAGGCCUGGAGCUGCCUGUGCUUUUGGGCUUUGUUGCAAAGACUGCAAGUUCAUGCCAUCAGGGGAACUCUGUAGACAAAAGGUCAAUGAAUGUGACCUUCCAGAAUGGUGCAAUGGAUCAUCCCAUCAGUGUCCAGAGGACAGAUAUGUGCAGGACGGAGUCCCCUGUAGUGACAGUGCCUACUGCUAUCAAAAGAGAUGUAGUAACCAUGACCAGCAUUGCAGGGAGAUUUUUGGUAAAGAUGCAAAAAGUGCAUCUCAGAAUUGCUAUAAAGAAAUCAACUCUCAGGGCAACCGUUUUGGUCACUGUGGUGUAAAUGGCACGACAUACCUAAAAUGUCAUAUCUCUGAUGUCUUCUGUGGGAGAGUUCAAUGUGAGAACGUGAGAGCCAUUCCUCUUCUCCAAGAUCAUUUUACUCUGCAGCAUGCUUAUAUCAAUGGUGUCACCUGCUGGAGUAUUGACUACCAUUUAAGGAUGAAUACACCUGACACUGGUGAAGUGAAAGAUGGUACAGUAUGUGGCCCAGGGAAGAUCUGCAUCCACAAGAAGUGUGUCAGUCUAUCUGUCUUGUCACACGUCUGCCUUCCUGAGACCUGCAAUAUGAAGGGAAUCUGCAAUAACAAACAUCACUGCCACUGUGGCUAUGGGUGGUCCCCACCCUACUGCCUGCACAGAGGCUAUGGGGGUAGUGUCGACAGUGGCCCAGCAUCUGCAAAGAGAAGAGUUUUCUUGACAGUGAUUGUGAUUCCUUCUUUGUCUGUUUUAGUUUUCCUGUUUACUGUUGGGCUUCUUAUAUAUCGACGACAACGUUCUGGUCCCAAGGAGACUAAAGCUCAUCCAUCAGGUUAAGAAAAUGUCUCUAAUUUAAUAUUCCAUGCAUUAUUACACUUCAGUGUCUUGGCAGUAGAAAUGUUAGUACAGCCCUGAAAGUCAGCACAUUUCUGAUCAUUCCCAGAACGCUGCAAAGAUCUUUCCUUACGUCAGUACCACAAACGUUGUCAUUACGUGCAGGUGAUUCUUUACAUGUUUCUAUCUAUUGUUCAUUUUUUUAAGCAGCAAAUAAAGGUACAUCCUUGUUAUGUUUA
Messenger RNA from Callithrix jacchus (white-tufted-ear marmoset), 4091 nucleotides. RefSeq names its product disintegrin and metalloproteinase domain-containing protein 21. The record is from RefSeq and is a predicted model, not a curated record. Gene Ontology annotation, molecular function: metalloendopeptidase activity. Gene Ontology annotation, biological process: male gonad development; proteolysis. Gene Ontology annotation, cellular component: external side of plasma membrane; plasma membrane; sperm head plasma membrane. NCBI's taxonomy places the organism in Eukaryota, Metazoa, Chordata, Mammalia, Primates, Cebidae.